Molecule: messenger RNA, 6659 nt
Organism: Brassica napus (rape)
Lineage: Eukaryota; Viridiplantae; Streptophyta; Magnoliopsida; Brassicales; Brassicaceae
Product: TIR-only protein-like
Exons: 2
Coding region: 3519-4169 (216 amino acids)
Biological process (GO): signal transduction
Source: RefSeq, a predicted model, not a curated record
UUAUUUGUACAUAUGUCACCACUAUAUUUAAUUUCAACAAAAAAUGAUAACAUGUCACAUAAAAAUAAUGACAUACUAAUCAUGACAUGUACAAUUUUUCUUAUAAAACUUUUUUUUGCAAGUUUUCUUUUAAUAUGAUAAUAACUACUAACUCAUAUAUUACCAUUAAUGUAAUUUUAUUAUAUAAAUAUUUAUUUUGAGAAAACUGUAUAAAUAUAUUAAUAAUUAAUCUCAUAUAUCACUAUUAAGUUUAUAUAAAUAUAUAUCACAUAAUAAAAAAAUAAACUAAAUAUAAUUUCAAAUAUAUUUUACAGAUAAUAUAUGAUCUAAAGUUUCAGAUCCUUUAUCCUGCAUCCUUAGAUUCAUUUAGUUGUCAAUGAACUGUUUUUCGAGGAGUUGAUUCGUCUCUUGUUCUGCUCGAACAUCUUCCACAUCUUUUUAAUCUUUUGCUCCAAUCUUUGAUUUUGCUUUUGUUUAACAACCAAAUCAUUGAGAAGUUUAUUACUGGUCUCCUCAUACUUAACAUUCACUUCUGCAAUCUUUUUGUUUGGUUUUACCUCUUGUGCAACAUGGUCUAUUUCAAAGAUGUUUACUUGGGCCUUCAACAUCGCAUGGCACUUUGUCUGUUUGGGUAGCCAAUUGUUAUUUGCAUAGCUUCCAGCGCCACUGAAAGAUCCUCAUCGUGAUAGGAGUUGUUGAACUUGUGCCAACAACGUAGAGAAGUGUGACCAAACCUUCCACAUAUUUGACAAGAUGGUCUGUCACCAGAUGACACAAAUGAAGCGGAUGAUCCAGAGGAUGAUAGUUGUUGAUGGAACCCGUGGCGUCUUGUGGAGAAGGAACAACAGCCUUAGCUUCUACCAAACCUUUGAUUAGAUUGUUCCCUUUCACCAGUGUUCUAGUUGGCCUGAUUGAUACUUUUUUGUUCCACAUUAAAUUCAAGAUGUGGAGUGACAUUAGUCGAGAAAUUGUACCUUUGAAUCUGAGCAUUGUGGCCGUGAAGACGAGGGAUGAGAUCUUCGAGGGUUGGGUUCAGGGGCGAAGCCAGACUUUAUUUUUACUAGGUGCAUAUAAUUAAUUAAUAUAAGUUAAAUAAUUAAUAAUGAUAUAAGUUAAAACAGGGGCAUGGAACUUGGGUUCUCAAGAAUUUGUGGGUGCACCUUAACCAAAUAAGCCAAUUCGCCCUCAGUUUCCAAUGUAAAAGUUUUAAAAAUCUAAAUAACUAGUGGGUGCACGUGCACCUAUACUCUACAACCUAGCUUGGUCCCUGGUCAGGCUUGCUAAGAGAUCUACAGCACUUUCAAUACUGGUCAGACUUGUAGUCUUUUCUCAAACCUUGCAGAGCACUGAAAAUCUUCAUCAUUUCAGAAACUGUACUACCAAUAGAGGUUAACUGGUUACAGAUGAGCUUGUCUUAGACUUCUCUUGUUUGGUGAUGGUUUGGAGAUUACGUUGACGCUCAAACAGCAUGGAAGACGUAGGAAGGUUGUAGUAUCUUGUGAGUGUAAGCCAGGUAUCACGAGAUGCUGAGCAGGAAACAACAAGACUUUGAAUAUCUUCGAAACAUGACCCCAUCAGCCAUGGUUUGAUGAUUUGAUCAGUCUGAAACCAGGCCUGGUGGUCUGGGUUCCAAACUGAUGUAGCGGAAGCUUCUAGGGAUAGAACUAGAGAUCCGUUGAUUUUGAGAAUACCCGAAAAACUAGAAUAAUCACAGAGAUCUUAUUUAGUCUAAGAAUGCGUAAGAUCAAUGUCUUCUUAAAAUUCGUUGAGAUCACCAAUGAUCUACCGAAAAUAAGGAACAAAGAGAGAACUCUCAAUUUUAUUAAUCAAUCAAUAAACUCAUAAACUGAAUACAAACUUAAGCCUAAACGACUAUAUAUAAAAAAAUCAUAAAACCCUAAAAACAUUAAAGAUAAUUAUCUAAAUAAUUAAUAAAACAAAUAAUAAGAUAUUUGAAAAUAUUCCAAAUACUUAUCUACAUCGUUCUGUUGUCCAUAUAAUCUUCAAAACGUGAAUUGCUUUGCUCCAAAUUUCGUGCUCCGCCGUUAGAUCUCAAUGUUCCAUUGUUUAUGGAACCCAUGAAAUCUUUCACGUAUGCAUGCAUGGUCUUGAACUCUCUGAAUACAAAAUCCAUUGGCUCCACAAUCAUCACGUCUUCACCAUAUGUAUCAUAAAUCGGAGGACCACUAAUAUGUUUGUACUUCCCGUACAAAUCCUCCGUCGAACUAAACGGAUAUUCAUCAAAGUAAUAAUAACACCCAAGCGACAUAGUUAAGAAAAUAGAAUCAAACUUCAAUUAAGAAAUCAAAGUGCUGGCUCUAAUACCAACUGAUGUAGCGGAAGCUUCUAGGGAUAGAAUUAGAGAUCUGUUGAUUCUGAAAAUAUCCAAAAAAUUAGAAUAAUACAAAGAUCUUAUUUAGUCUAAGAAUGCCUAAGAUCAAUGUCUUCUUAAAUUCGUUGAGAUCACCAAUGAUCUACGGAAAACAAGGAACAAAGAAAAAACUCUCAAUUUUAUUAAUCAAUCAAUAAAAUCAUAAACUGAAUACAAACUUAAGUCUAAACGACUAUAUAUAAAAAACCAUAAAACCCUAAAAACAUUAAAGAUAAUUAUCUAAAUAAUUAAUAAAACAAAUAAUAAGAUAUUUGGAAGUAUUCCAAAUACUUAUCUACAUCAUUAGAAUUUGGAAUAUAAAAUCAUUAAUAUAUUAUUUAGUUUGUAUUUAUAUAAAAUGUAUAUAUAGAUAGAUUAUUAAUUUAUUAUUUUCGUGGGACAAUAUAUUUAUAUAGGACUUUAUAAAAGAUAUUUAUAUUAUUAUUUUAUCGAUUUGUGUCAUAUUUUAAACCGGCCGAAUUUCGGAAUCGAGAAAAUUUAUUAAUUUAUAGUAUUCGUUAAUUUAUCGAGUGUGAAUUUAUAGAAUUUCUAAUAUAAAACUUGUAUCUGCGACUAAUUUUCAGUUUAGCUUAGGUAUGAUUGUGUUUUACAUGCUAGCAGCUUAAAAAAAAAAUUGUGCCUUAUGUAGCAUUCAGGGAGUAACUGCUUAAGGAUUUUGCUUUUAGAGUGGUGACCGUUUCAAUAGCUCUCCCUUUCUCUGAUGAUUUAAAACAAAAGAAAAUUAAUUAGAAAAAGUAUAUACGUCUUUGAUGGUUUUUUCGUCAAACUAUAUGAGAGAAGACAAAAGAAUACUUGCAAGUCAAAGAGAAAAAUUGUUUCAAAGAUAUACGAUUACCAAUUCUUUUCUCGAAGUGCAAAUGUAAGGAAAUGAACGUUGAAUUAUUCCUUGAAUACCAGCGUGAGAAGAACAAAUAUUCGGCAAUAUAUAUUAACAAACCAUAGCGAAAACCAUUAUAAAUAAAGACACCCACAUGUAUCUAUUUCUUGCGAAUCUAAAACUAGCUCUUUUUGCGAUCUAGUACUAUUUUUCAAAGGAACUAAAAUAGAACAAAUUCUUCAUCUCUAAAUCAGUCUUUCCAUUGAUCCAAUUAAUUUUGUUUGUUUCUCGUCGGUUCAAAAUUGCUAGAUGCAACGUUUGGUAGCAUCUUGUUCAAAACUCGCAAACACAAGAUACGUAAGAAACCCAUCCCUACCUAACCCAAACCUGUGUGAUGUUUUCAUCAGUCAUCGCAGGAUCGACACCAAGAAGACAAUUUCAGGUCUAUUACAUGAUCAUUUCACUAGACUACAUUUAAAUUCUUUUCUGGAUAGCAAGAGUUUAAAGCCUGGGGAUAGACUUCUCUUUGAGGUCAAUGCAGCGAUAAGAGAAUGCAGUGUUGGUAUCGCGGUUUUCUCUCCUCGUUACUGCGACUCUUACUUCUGUCUCCAUGAACUCAUGAGGCUCAUGGAGAACAAGAAGAGAAUCAUCCCAAUCUUUUGCAAUGUCAAGCCAUCGGAACUCUGCGUUAAGAAUGACCGCACACGUCCGGCUGCCGAGAUCCGGAGGCUUCAAUUGGCUCUCGAGGAAGCAAAAUACACCGUAGGACUCACGUUUGACACAUCUAAUGGAGACUGGUCAGAGUUCUUGACUAUGGCAUCGGAUGCAGUCAUCGAUAAUUUGUUAGAUGUUGAACAGGGGAGACUAAGGAGCAUCAACCCCCACGUACAAGAACAUAUCUGCGUAGGUCAAUCAAUACAACAAUCAAUAAUAAAGCGUGUCUUAUCUUCCUUUUAUUAACUUAAUUUAAUUUAAUUUGAUAGCUAGUUAGUUCUUUUAUGGAUUUUUCUAAGAAUGUAAAUAUCAUGCAAAAUGAAAAUGUUUAGAUAAAUAAGUUAUCUGGAAAGGUAUCAACUUGGCGAAAAAGAUUAAAAAAACAAGGAGAAACAAUUAAGAUUUGCAGAUUUUUUUUGUAAAAAAUGUUAAGCAUUAUUACCAGAAUUUCAGUUUGAGACAGAGAUUACACAGUUCAUAGGUAGCGGAAUAACAGAAAUUAAACUAAGCAAAAGAACCUAAUAACGAUUAUAGAACAAGCGAAAGAACUAGAGAAAGGGAUUAGAACCAGACAGCACCAAAGCGAUGAUGGACCAGAAGAGAAGGCAUGAACGGAGUGAGCUAACAGUUACCGCGAGCUACCGGAGGAAAAUGAGCCCUCAAACCUUGAAACACACGGUUCCUACAACUUCUGAUUCACCCACAACCCACUACCUUCACAAAGAAUCACAUCUCGAACCUGCUUGUACACCCAAGAGGAACCACACCGGCAACACGAGGAGAGAUCUACAACCGACGAUGCCCUCGUUCGGAGAGAGAAGACUGAAGAUUGCUGCCUCCAACCUUCCUACCCGGGACCGUUACACCCAUUUAACCGAGUGCUCAUAUAGAACAGCCAUAUAGGAAGAGCGCACCCCCUCCGGAGAAGCGCCUACAAGUAGACAAGAAAGUCGAAAGCACCAGUGAAGCUUAUCCUUCACCACAAAACCAGAGCACUUCCAGCUUAGACCAAACCGCACUAAGGUUUCACAGGAGAAAGAGACAGCGAUACGGAGAGCCACACUGCCGAGCACACACAAAAAUUUGAGCAGCAGCCAACCACCAGAACACGCCAAGACGCACCCGCAGUUGACUAACCUAGACGCGCCGCCACCGAAGACCGCAGAGAGACAGAUCCACUCACCGGUACACUUCACGCGCCACCACCAGAUAUCACCGGCAGAACACAAAGAUGGAUGAGAUACCUUAGAUCCACGGACCCAGGCCCCUAAACUGCUGAGAAAACCGACUCCAACCAGCCACACUGAGAGGAUGACGAAACCGAGACAGGUUACUCGGAUCCUCACGCGCCACUACCUCGAGGAAACCCCCCCAAGGAAGAAGAAAAUCCUCCGGACAGAGAUCUCGGAGUAAGAACCAGAGAUAGACCCAGCGAGUGGAGAGCCGCCCUCAAGCUCCACCGACACCACCAAGUACCCCCAGAUCUACACAGAGACCACUAGAUCUGAACCAGAGAUCCUUGGAAGAGGACCACCUCCGCCGAGAGAAAGAAAGCAGAGACCACAAAGAUACAAAGGAGAAGCAUGGAAGAGACAGAGGGGCUCCGGCUACCGCCUAAGAGGUGCAGCGGCGCUAGAGAAUCGAGACUAUGGAGGAGAAAACCCUAGAGGCGCUGGAGAGAAAAGAGGAGAAGAGAGAGAGAACGUUUAAGAUUUGCAGAUGAUCAAAAGAAAGUUAAAAAAGUCAAUGUAGCAUGAGACCACCAGAGCAGAACUAACAAGCUGGUUUGGGAAAAACCCUAAUCUCUCUUCUUUCUUGCGUCCGCCGGAAAUCAAUUGUUUUUCUUCUCCAUUCUUUUCAUGUUUUAUGUUCUUAUUUGUUAUCCUCUCGUAUUCUUUAUCUGUGUUUUGUGGUCGUGGUGAUCUAUUUUGGUCAUUCUUGGGUUAGAUCUUGUAGCUGACAAGCAGAUUCGAUGAUUUUCGACGAGUACUACGUCGGUGUGGCACUUUGUGUUUGUUUACUCGGUUUUUCUAUAUGGAUUUUGACCAGACUUUUUAAGAGUUUCUGGUUCCUGGUGGAGUGACGGUCUUCUCGUUAAGUUCCAGAUCCUUCUGGAGUGAUGGAUUUGGUGUUUUAUUGGUUUGAUUAACCUCCUCGACGUUUCGAUAGCAUGUUGUUUUCUCUCUUUGUUAAUAAGUUAUUGGCCACUGUUAGGCUAUCAUAGGUCAGAAUUGGUGGGAAUUAUCUUAUAGAAACAGAUUCCUAAAAUUUGAAUUCUUCUCAAGCCGCUAUUGUGGAUAAAAAAAAAGAAGAGCUAGUUUCAAGGAUCUGAGCUUAUGUUUUUACAAUUUGGCAUCUAAUUUUGGAUCUUCCAUAUCGAUGGCAAACAUGUGACAUAACCGUAUCAUCUUUAUGGACCCCUUCUCUUGCUCAUGAUUCUAUCUUGUAUCCAUUGCACUACUCUCACUUGCAAAAUAGAGUGGAAGCGGUAAGAGAUCAGAGAUCAGAGAUCAUAGUCCUCUGGCUCGUCAUGUUCCCUUUGGCUGCAACAACUACUCGGUUAGGAGGGUGGUCAGUAAAGCUUAUACCUUGAAAAUUAGUACAAAAACCAGUCUGUUGGUUGGUGCUAUCUCAAUCUUUGGCGGGUUUUAUCUAUGCUCUUUUGAACUCUUUAUAUCACAUAUUGGUGAUUCUUUUUAGUUUAUUUACUUUUUUUUUUAAAGCCGACUGUUUGAA